UCGUCGGCGCCGCCCGCGUCGAACCCGAAGCGGAAACCCCUACCCCUGGGCGCCCUGGUGGCCGCGCUGCCCUCCAAUGCCGAUGCCUUCCUCACCCGCCUGGACAAAUGCCUCUCGACGCCCUCGGGCAUCGACACGGUCAUGCUUUUCGUCUGCUACACCUCCAAGCUGGCCUCGUCGGUGCUCGCCUCCCUAUCACGCUCUGCCCUGCGCCGCUCCGCCCGCGAGUGGAUCGCCCUGGUCGCCGCCCUGCCGCGGGGCACCACCGUGGUGUUCUCCUCGCCCACCUCCGCCUCGGGCGCCGCAGGGAAGUCGGCCGUCCCCAUCCCAUCCGCGGCGGCCCUCGCGCUGCUGCUCUCCAAGCGCCUGGCGUCCCUCUCAUCGCUGCUCAGCGAGGCCCGCAUGAUUUUGCGGCUGUGGGCGCUGCUGGGCAUGUAUUUCUGGGCGCGGGGGCUGGUUCGUCGCACGCUGCUGGCUAGAUUCCAAUCCCGACGACAACAACCACAACAACAACCGGCGGCAACAGCCAACGAAAAGGACGUCGCAACAUCCUCACCACCCGCACCCGCACCAAUGACCAACACGGAAGCCGCAGUCGAAUGGACCCGGCUGCUGCUGUGCGUGGCCUUCCAGUCGCUCGAGAACGCGGCCUACCUGUCGCAGCGCGGGGUGCUGGGGCUGACACCGGCGCAGCAGGGCAAGGCGUACCGGUGGAGCGCGCGGCUGUGGGGCGGGUACGUGGGCGUCGAGCUGGGCCGGCUGUUGGCGGAGCGCGUCGCACCGACACAGACACAGACAAAGGCGGAACGGGCAGAGUGGACCAAGAAGACGGUGCGACAGCUCGCCUGGGCCCCGCUCACGAUUCACUGGGGCAGCGAGAAGGGCCUGGUGAGCGACACCAUGGUUGGCCUGCUGGCGAGUAUCCCGGGUAUUAUUCAGUUGCGCGAUUUGUGGGCUUCGACGGCUUAG
This is a messenger RNA of Canariomyces notabilis, 969 nucleotides long. RefSeq lists its product as uncharacterized. The transcript has a single exon. The annotation marks the transcript as partial. The record is from RefSeq and is a predicted model, not a curated record. Lineage: Eukaryota; Fungi; Ascomycota; Sordariomycetes; Sordariales; Chaetomiaceae.